This is a messenger RNA of Brassica napus (rape), 720 nucleotides long. RefSeq lists its product as uncharacterized. The transcript has 2 exons. Gene Ontology annotation, cellular component: mitochondrial large ribosomal subunit; ribosome. Bases 78 to 449 code for a protein of 123 amino acids. NCBI's taxonomy places the organism in Eukaryota, Viridiplantae, Streptophyta, Magnoliopsida, Brassicales, Brassicaceae. Gene Ontology annotation, molecular function: structural constituent of ribosome. The record is from RefSeq and is a predicted model, not a curated record. Gene Ontology annotation, biological process: translation.
UAUUUCUUCUUUCUCGCACAUCUUCGAACGAGUGAAAAGCUCUCAGGGGAAGAAGCAAUCACAAUCUCGGAGAAGAAAUGGCGGCCAAAACCCUAAUCAGGUCGGGAGCUUCGCUGAUGAAUCGCUUCCUCUCAAAGCCGACGACGAAUCUCCUACAGAACAAUCUCAGAUCGUUUCAGCAGAUAGCUCCUCACGGACCAGAACUCCCGCCGUUUUUUCCCCCGUCGUUUUCGAAUCUACAGAGCUGGCUCCAUUCCCCUCGUAACGAUAUUGUUACACUUAAGGAACUCACGGAACGUGGGUUUCUCCACCCAUCUGGUCUCCCUUCCCUCGAGUUCUUCUUACCAGAAGUUACCAGCGGCAGCGUCAACAUUCUGCGUCAAUUUUUGUUUGUUUCGUUGACGCAGAAAUCUGCGUCUGACGCCGCGUCCUGCGGCCGACGUCGAUAAAACCUGCGGUCGCGAUAUAAUAUGUGGCAGCGUCUGCGAAACGAACAACAACUGUCUUCAUUGACGCUGACGCUAACGCCGAAACCUGCGGCAACCAAACGAACAGGGCUUUAGUCUUUAGAGUCAUGAAUCUGGCUAUGUUCUGUGGUUGAGCUGUGCGUGUAAUGAAAACUAUAAGAUGUUUCAGCUUUGAGUCUAUUGUUUGUUUCUACUUUGCAAAGUUGCACACUUUUUGCUGUGUUGAUGAUAUCUUUGUUCUUGGGGUGAUGUA